AUGGUAAAAUUCUAUGUCUUUACUGGAUCAUCAAUUUUUAAUUUUAAGGAACAUCCUCGUCGCCUUAUUCCUGAACUAUGUAAACAGUUUUAUGAUUUAGGAUGGGUUACUGGAACGGGAGGUGGCAUUUCCAUUAAACUAGACGACGAAAUCUAUAUAGCACCGUCGGGAGUUCAAAAAGAAAGAAUUCAAAUUGAUGAUUUAUUCAUUCAAAAUAUUGAGGGCGAUGAUUUAGUCAUUCCACCCGAAUACAAGAAGCUCAAGAAAAGUCAAUGUACACCAUUAUUCAUGGUUGCUUACAAAGAAAGAAAUGCUGGGUCUGUUAUUCAUACACAUUCUCCCAAUGCUGUUAUGGCCACACUUCUUUGGCCUGGAAAGGUGUUUAGAAUAACUUACCAGGAAAUGAUUAAGGGAAUAUUCGACUACGAGUUGGGCCGUUACUUGCGUUAUGACGAAGAGCUUGUCGUUCCAAUAAUCGACAAUACUCCCUUUGAGAAGGAUCUUGAGGAAAGUUUAAAGAAAGCAAUUGAAGAAUAUCCAGGUACGUCUGCUGUUCUCGUUCGCCGUCAUGGGCUUUAUGUUUGGGGAAAGUCUUGGCAGGCUGCAAAAACUCAAUGUGAAUGUUAUGAUUAUUUAUUCAAUAUUGCUGUUGAAAUGAAAAAGUGCGGCUUGAAUCCAGAAUCAGUUCCACAAAGUAACAAAAAUACCAAAAAGUAG
Chironomus riparius is the source of this 717-nucleotide messenger RNA. Lineage: Eukaryota; Metazoa; Arthropoda; Insecta; Diptera; Chironomidae. The record is from the annotation of a GenBank genome assembly.